Molecule: messenger RNA, 3375 nt
Organism: Symbiodinium sp. CCMP2592
Lineage: Eukaryota; Dinophyceae; Suessiales; Symbiodiniaceae
Source: the annotation of a GenBank genome assembly
AUGGGCUAUAUCGUCCCAGAGUACUUCAAGUUUCCGGGCUACUUGAGCCCAAGUUUGGGUCUUAAGUUCAGCGACGUGCCGAAUGGCCUGGCCGCAUUGUCCAAGAUUCCGGUUCUUGGAGGAGCACAGAUCAUUGCCUUCUGCGGCCUCAUCGAGACCACGGGCUUCUUCCAGGCAUCGUCCACCACGGAUGGCCGUGGCCCUCGCGAGGGUCAGUUCUCCAUGAAGGACUCCACGGAGUCUGCGGAGCCGGGCAACUAUGGCGUCGGCUUCCCCAACUUCCUGGGCAAGGUCGAGGACCCGGAGGCCCGCAAAAGCAAAUUGGCGGCCGAGUUGGCCAACGGCCGCCUGGCCAUGAUGGCCAUCAUUGGCAUGUUCUUUCAAGACGGUCUAACCGGCUCUGCAUGGGGUGACUGGGCUCUCUACACAGCUUCGCCGCUGCGCGCCGAGGCAGAAGAGGAGGCCCCCAAGCCACCGCCUUUCGAUCCUGCCAAGCAGGUCGGAGCCAUGGCGCCGCUUGGCUUCUUCGACCCUGCAGGCUUUGCACAGCUUAGCACGGCUCACAGCUUUGGCCGUGGCCACGGGCUCCUCGAUCAGGAGAUGCCGGCCAUGGAGCUCAUGGCGGCCAUGGGCCUGGCAGGGGCGGAGGUUUUUCGGUACAACCGAGAGAAUUUCGAGUUUGACCAGGAACAGCGUUUCAGCCGCGAUGAAGUCCGUGUCAAGAUGCAGGUCGAGCUAUUUAACCUUUUCCGCGAAGACAUCCGAGACUUGGUAGAGAUGACCACCAGCAAGAUGAACCUGUAUCACCUUGUGGGUGCAUUAUUCAUAAAGAUGAUCUGUAUUUAUUUCUGUGAGGGCUUCUUCGAGGAAGGGCUUCCUCCUUUUCUUCUCUGCUACUACUAUAUGUCCCAGGGAAGCUCCGUUGUUUAUCUCAUCAUGGCCGUGUGGCUGUCCAUGCACGCGUCCGUGACUUCACACAGUUAUGCUACUCGCGUCCUGACUCGAUUCAUCCGGUUGCCCAUCCCCGGCAGCUCGCAGCUGAAUGUCUUGAAUGCGCGCUUUGCAGACUUUGAGAGGCAAGGCCGACAGAUGUUGCGAAUACCCUUCUUGAACAAGGCGAACAACAACUGGCAAGACCGACCACAGCUCGAGGUACAGCGAGAAGCUCCGCCGGACCAGUUGGGAGCUGGCAUCUGGGCCUACGGAGGUUUGAUGAAACUCGACGUGGCUGGUUAUGAGGAAGACAUCAUGAAGGCGGUCCACCACCGAACUCAGCGCCACAUCCAGCUCUUUCGGCGACUGCAAGCACUCUGGCAAUGCUACGACGCAUAUGCGCGAGUUUGCAUGUCCCUGGGCGUCAGGAUGAUGCUCCAGGGCAUCUCCUACUACCUCCUCGGUAUAUGCUGGGUGCAGAUCAAUGCUCCAUAUGUGGCUGCAGCAUGCGCAGUGGUGUUUCAAUUCUUGGCUCUGAACUUGGCCGCCCUCGACAUCCAUGGUGUCAACGACCUCUCGCUCAUCGGAGCGUUGCCCUGCCUUUGCGCCAUCAUGGCUCUUGCCUGCGCUCAGCGAACGACGUUUGGUGCGCUGGACUCCGAACAACCCUAUGUGCUGACGCUGAUCAUGUAUCCGCUGGAAGUGCUGUGGUUCGAGAUGCUCCACUGGCUGGCAUCUCCUAUGGGUGAUGCUGGAUUUCUGCCGCGACAGUUCAAGUCUGUCCUUUUCAUGGAUGUCUUCAGUGACCUCAAUGAAGCUGGAGUGCUGACGAGUGAGGAGAAGGAAGUCGUAGAACUAAGGCGCCCUGAGGUGCAAAAGUCACUGAACAUGACGCGUGCGGCUAUCAGGAGAUGGGAGGCCGUCCCUCGCAGAUGGCUGACGCUGAGGCAGUAUCGGCAAAGGAAGCAGCUGCUGAGGAGUUACAACGCCACAGCCGAUACCUUCGUGGACUUUAUGGAGAAGCUUGAGAUGCCAAUUCCAGUGGAGGACGAUCGUCCUUGGGCAGAUUUCCCUACAGCUGAACGGCGCAAGGACCCUUUCUCUGGCACAGUCCUUGGGCCGUUCUCCUUUUGGUUUGGCACUGGGGUGGUGUCGACGUGGUUCUACGACAUAGAGAACCGAUACAGGUCUCAGAACGGUGUCCUGUUGGACAGACCGUCGAGCGACAACAUUCUGGACCUAGACAGUGCUAUGGCCAUCUGCAUGGAGUUCAAGCGCAAGGUUGAGAUGAUGACACAUGGAACCGUUGAUGAAACUUCCGAUCGAAGUGAAGACUCGGACCAGGAUGUCGGUGAAGGGAGCAGAAUCUCCAGAGAAGAUGAGAAAACCCCGCUGCGAGGACGUGGAGAGCGAAGCCAAGCCGAUCCCAACAUCCAAGUCAACCGUUUGCCGUGGAAUCUGGUUAGCUUCGUGACGCGCACCAUCCAGCUGGUCUGGCUCGCUCUGGGCAUUGCAGCCAUUCUUCGCGAGACGAAGACGCAUAUCUUUGACUGGCAAGUGUCGCAUAUCGUCGAAGAACGACGACUCGCUGCUGUGCAGGUCUCUGAACUCGUCUUCCAGCCGCUCAACAUUUCCUGGCCGUAUGGCGGGUUCUUCAGUCCAGAAGCUGUGUCGUGCCAGCCAAAUGGUGCAGUCUUCGUUGGCUCUACCUUUGCUCAAUACACUCUCUUGGAUUUGGAAGACCCAAUCCAACUCUUGGAAAUGCCAUCCCAGGACAUUCCCGCCAGUUGGCGGCUCGUGUGCGACAAAGGCAGUCUGGAAUGUUUGUGGAUCGAGCAGCGAGAUGAGAUGCUGACCCUGCUUCACGCGAACCGCACCGCCGGCAUCCCCGGCCUCGAGCGCCCCCUCACGGUCGAGCUGGGUUCCACCGUGGGGAGUCGCCACCGGUUUCUGGCUGGGUCGCUGGUGUCUUGCGCAUCGCUGGAGCAAGACCUGCAUCCCAAGACAACGUCCAGAUCCUGUCUCCUCCUGGUGCUGGGAGAUGGUACGAAUGAGAUCAGCUUCGCAACAGUUGUGCUGCCGAGGACGCAGGAGGAGGUGAGCUCUCUCAAAAUGAGACUGACGCUUCGCUCGCAGUUGACGCUAGAGCUGAAGAACACAACCUCCAAGCAGGACCGCAGCGCAGCACCGGAGCAGGUGGAUGCUGUGUACCUGGACGUCGUUCAGGAAGGGCGGUUGUGGAUCUUGAUCUCAAGUGGUCGACUGGAGCUGUGGGACUUCAUUAGCAGCCGUCCGCUGACCAGCUUUGCACUUCCGAAAGGCUUCCGAGGCUCUGGCCUUUGCACUCGCGCUCGCGAUGGAGUCCUGCUCAUCGCUGGUCGCAUGCAGCAGCUUCCCGUCAUGCUGGGGGCGAUCCCGAGGGACGGCGUAGCGCAGCUUUGA